GACUGGGGGUCCAUUCAAGUCGCAGCAAGUCCGCCAGGAGUUGAAGCUCCUCCUGGCCACAACUCGCAUACGCUUGCGCCCAUUCGACCACGACAAGCUGCAAUCAAGAUGGUUGUCCUCGCUGCAUCCAUCUGCACGCGGGGCGGCAAGGCCGUCCUUGCGCGGUCCUUCCACGACAUCAAGCGGUCGCGCAUCGAAGCCCUUCUGGCAUCCUUCCCCAAGGCGGCGAAUUCCGGCACGCAGCACACGACUGUCGAGCAGGACAACGUGCGAUUCGUCUACCAGCCGCUGGACGAGCUGUACAUGGUGCUCAUCACCAACAAGCAAUCCAACAUCCUCCAGGACAUCGACUCGCUGCACCUGUUCGCCCAGGUCGUUACCAGCACCUGCAAGAGCCUCGACGAGCGCGAGAUCCUCCGGAAUGCCUACGAACUCAUUAGCGCCUUCGACGAGCUCGUGACGCUCGGCUACCGGGAGAACCUGACCAUCAGCCAGAUCAAGACGUUCUUGGAGAUGGAGAGCCACGAGGAGCGAAUCCAGGAGAUCAUUGCCCGGAACAAGGAGCUGGAGGCCACGGAAGAGCGCAAGAGAAAGGCCAAGCAGCUGGAGAUGCAACGCAAGGAGUCUGGCAGGAGCGCCCGCGGUGCUGGCAUGUCCCGGCCGCCCGUAUAUCCAACAUAUACCCCCCCAGUCCGGCCGGCUGUCACCGAGACAUACGAUACCUACGAGGCGGAAAAGAACAAGUCCAAGUUCACCGCUCCAAAGGGCAAGGGCAUGCAGCUGGGCAAGAAGUCCAAGACAACAGACAUGUUUGAACGCGUCAAGACGGAGCUGGGACCGGUGGACGACACGCCGCUUGUUCCUGCUGCCGUCCCUUCUGCGCCGGAACCGGCGGCCGCCCCUCGGGUAUCAUCCUCCGUAGACCGCGAUGCCGUUCACGUCACAAUCAACGAGGCCAUCACGGCAAAGAUCUCCAGGGAAGGAGCGCUGAACUCGUUUUCCGUCAGCGGCGAUUUGUCGCUGCGGGUGACUGACCCGUCGCUCACCAAGAUUAAGCUGAACCUCAGCGCCACACCGUCGCACGGCGCGCAGUUCCGGACGCACCCCAACGUCGACAAGAACGCCUUCAACAGUUCCAAGGCUAUCCAGAUGGCCAAUCAGGCGCGGGGCUUCCCGGUGAACAACGCGGUGGGCGUGCUCCGGUGGCGGGCCACCCCGAAGGUGGAGGACACCAGCGCGUUACCCAUUACCUUUACAGUCUGGGUCAACAAGGGCUCGGAGGGCAACUGCACGCUGACGAUCGAGUACGAGCUGUCUGGCGGCGACACGCUGAAGGAUGUCAGCGUCGUGGUGCCGUACAGGAGCGCCGAGCCGUCCAUUUCCAGCUUCGACGCCGUCUACGAGGUGUCUGGCGACAGCCUGGAAUGGACGAUAGGCACCAUCAGCGACGAGAACCCCAGCGGGGCGUUCGAGUUUGAGGCGCAGACGGACGACGAGAACGAGUUCUUCCCGAUGCAGGUGCGGUUCUCGAAGACGACGCCGUUCGUCGAUGUUGAUGUCCAAUCGGUUGAGGUGCUCGAACUGAACGAGGAGGUUGCUUUCUCUAAGGAGAUUAGGUCGGUUGCCGAGUCCUACACGAUCGAGUAGGGCGGCGUGAACGAGCGAGUGCAAUGUGUGGGUGCGAUGGUCAACGUUGGGCGCUUUGAGCGGGCAUGUAGUUCGGGCGGGACGGCGUGGUUAGAGACGGCAGGAAAAAUAUAGUGUCUCGUCUAGAUUUCAUGGUGUCCAACACGGCAAUCGGCUGAGGUCCAUGCCUGCUAUUUCCUUGGAUUCCUUCGUUCCUUCAUCGGAGCUUGACAACGAGGAGCUACCUCAGGUAGUUCAAAGAGUCCAGUUGCACAGUGCGAGUAUCCGGUCUGCGCAACCAACCACGCACAACCUCAAUUCACUUCCUUGAAUACAC
Molecule: messenger RNA, 1963 nt
Organism: Thermothielavioides terrestris NRRL 8126
Lineage: Eukaryota; Fungi; Ascomycota; Sordariomycetes; Sordariales; Chaetomiaceae
Exons: 5
Coding region: 109-1647 (512 amino acids)
Biological process (GO): retrograde vesicle-mediated transport, Golgi to endoplasmic reticulum; Golgi localization; endoplasmic reticulum to Golgi vesicle-mediated transport
Cellular component (GO): COPI vesicle coat; cytosol
Source: RefSeq, a predicted model, not a curated record